Molecule: messenger RNA, 1058 nt
Organism: Pomacea canaliculata
Lineage: Eukaryota; Metazoa; Mollusca; Gastropoda; Architaenioglossa; Ampullariidae
Exons: 7
Coding region: 163-915 (250 amino acids)
Source: RefSeq, a predicted model, not a curated record
GGAAAGGAGGCAGACACGGGAGGUGGUUUUAAUCUUCUGUGUACCUUUUUUUUCUUUUACACAUUCGACACUUAUCUUACUUUGCAUUCUGGGCAAAACUGGUAUAAAAAGGACCCCCACCUGUUCACGCUAUCUGACAUUGGAUCAUCAGAACUGCCCACCAUGAAGGUUGCUGUUGUUGUCGUGCUGCUUCUCGUCGCUGGUCAGCUGCCCAAGAAUGAGGCUGCCUUCCUGAGUUCGCUCGGGGACUUCUUCAGCAGCGCCUUGGAGUCGUUCAGCAACACGGCACUGCAAGCGCUCGCCAACGUUGGAGAGCGACUUCUCCGCAAUGUGACUGCAACCACCACAGGCCUCUUGUCGGAGACAGGACAAAUGUUGCUCUUUGAACUCGGCGACCUCGCAAACUCUAAGAGCGGAACCGGAAGUACAGGUGGAAAGCGUGACCUCAGCGAACUCUUGCACGCUCUGGAGCAGCUGAAGCAGGAACUGCCUUCUGAGCUUUCCACCGCGUUCGGAGAACUGAGAACUGAGGCCGAAAAAUUCCUGCAGGGUGUUACUCAGGUCGUGGGACACCUGACCACAGGUCGCAUUGAUCCCCAGGCUGUCUUGGAAUCUAUUCCUGAGCUGGAGAAGACAGUGGAGCGCCUCACCUCUGGCUUCAGCGACAACUUGGUACAGAGGGUGGGCAGCCUCGUCUCUCGUCUCCUGGGUAUCCGCAGCCGCCGCACUCUUGGUCUUCUGGAAGGUCUUCGCCAGUCCGUGGAGAGUUUUGUGGAGCCCCUGGUCAGCACCCUCCGCACUGACCUGGGCGUAGUGACCCAGACAGUUGAGUCUCUGGCCCGUAACCUGCUCUCUGGCACUGACCUCGGCUCUGUCGUCAACAACCUCCUCGGCAACCUUGGACUUCUUGGAUAAGCAAUUUACGAGUGUCAUCUUACAAAAUAAGAUCAUCUGCACCCAGGAGAAACUGAGUACGGUCCAGUGUUGCAGAAUGCCAGAUGUGAAACCAACUUUAAAAACCUGUCAGUUUAGACUCAAUAAACACAUUUCGUCUUAAA